GCGCGCGCACGUUGUGGGCAGCGCGGGGACUGCCGGUCCUGGUCCUGGCGUGAGGCGGCUGCGUGAUCCCGGAGUGGGAGCGGCUGAGGUGGCACAGCUGGGAUGUCGCGCACGUUGCAACUUUGCCGGUUUCAUUCAACGUUGUUGCAGAGCCGGCAGCCACCUUGGUUGUCCCCACUUGUAUUCUUCAGGAAAAACUUGACACAAGGACCUACAAGCCCCAAGGCUCCCAGACCCCUAUGGAAGAAAGCAGUUUCCGUUACGGUGGUGGGUGUGCCCCUGCUGUUUGGGCUCCGCUACGUCAUUGCUGAAAAACGCGAAAGGAGGAAGAUGAGGCUUUUGGCAGAAGGCAUCGGACGAUUUGGCAGAUCUCUCAAAGUGGGCCUGCAGAUCUCCAUGGAUUACUGGUGGUGCACAAAUGUGGUUCUCCAAGGGGUGGAAGAGAACAGCCCUCGCUACAUGGAAGUGAUGUCGUCAUGUCACCAGCGGGCAGCUAAUGCCCUGGUGGCUGGAGCCAUCCUCAAUGGAGGCCUCUAUGUGAAGCUGGGCCAAGGACUCUGCUCCUUUAACCACCUGCUGCCCCCUGAGUACAUCUCCACCCUGCGCCAACUGGAGGACCAAGCCCUCACUCGGGGCUACAAAGAGGUGGACGAGCUGUUCCUGGAGGAUUUCCAGGUCCCAGCCCAUAAGAUGUUCAAAGAAUUUGACUAUGAGCCCGUAGCAGCAGCCAGCCUGGCCCAGGUGCACAAAGCAAAGCUGGAAGACGGCACAGAAGUGGCUGUGAAGGUGCAGUACAUUGACCUAAGGGACAGGUUUGACGGGGACAUCCACACCCUGGAGCUGCUGCUACAGAUCAUCGAGUUCAUGCAUCCCAGCUUCGGCUUCAGCUGGGUCCUCAAGGACCUGAAGGGGACCCUGGCCCAGGAGCUAGACUUUGAGAACGAGGGUCGGAACUCAGAACGCUGUGCCCAAGACCUGAAGCAUUUCCGCUACGUAGUGGUGCCCCGAGUUCACUGGGACAAGUCCAGCAAGAGGGUGCUGACUGCCGACUUCUGUAAUGGCUGCAAGGUCAGCAAUGUGGAAGAGAUCCAGAAUCAGGGGCUCAGCUUGAGUGACACAUCAUCUAAAUUGAUCCGAGUAUUUGCUGAACAAAUCUUUUAUACGGGUUUCAUCCACUCGGAUCCCCACCCUGGAAAUGUGUUGGUACGGAAAGGCUCAGAUGGGAAGGCAGAAUUGGUGUUGCUGGACCAUGGCCUCUACCAGUUCCUGAGUGAGAAGGAACGCUUGGCCCUGUGCCAGCUGUGGCGGGCCAUUAUCUUGCGGGAUGAUGCAGCCAUGAAGAAGCAUUCUGCUGAGCUUGGUGUUGAAGACUAUUUCCUGUUCUGUGAGAUUCUAAUGCAACGACCAAUUCAAAUGGGGCAGCUGUGGCAGACGGGCAUCUUGAACAGUGCAGAGAGAGCCUACAUGCAGGAAAUGGCUAAGGAACACUUUGCCCGAAUCAUGGAGGUGUUGAAGGCCUUACCCCGCCCCAUGCUGCUUGUCCUGCGAAACCUCAACACUGUGCGCUCUAUCACUGUGACCCUGAAGGCCCCUGUGAACCGCUACUUCCUCAUGGCCAAGAGUGCUGUGAGGAGUUGGAGUCGCCAGGUGGUGGGAAAGAAGACUCAAGAGAACUUCUAUAGAAGGUUUCUGAAUUGGGUCAAGGUCAUUUGGGUGAGCUUCAAGUUCGAAGCUAUCCUCAGGUUGGAGAUGUUCUCAAUGCAGCUAACUUCCAGGAUCAUCAAAUUCCUGGUUCGUCUGGGGGUCAUGCCUGAGCCUGAGAAGCUACUCAAGGAAAUGGAAAAUGGGUCUGGGUGAUCCUGUCACACCCACCCUGAGCUGCAGACUCACCUCCCCCAACAAAGAAAGGAGGGACAGACAUCAGCCACCAGGGCAGCAAGUCAAGUGGCCAAGUCAAGAUGACAGACAAGCAGCCUCUCUGUUUGCUCAAACUAAAAGGGGAGGGAGGGGUCCCUUGGGGCACAGAAUAAAGGAGUGGAUGUAAUGCUCAGGCUCUAGCUGCAGCUUCCUUGGCUAUGGGAUGGCAAUAAAGCAGAGCCUUCAGUGAUAGAAAGGCUUCUCUUACUUCAUCCCAUAGAAGCUUCUUCACAGAAAAGAAAUAAAACUCCAAUACUCUUACAAACA
Gracilinanus agilis (Agile Gracile Mouse Opossum) is the source of this 2184-nucleotide messenger RNA. It is a transcript of the gene ADCK5, whose product is annotated as aarF domain containing kinase 5. The record is from RefSeq and is a predicted model, not a curated record. The transcript has 15 exons. Lineage: Eukaryota; Metazoa; Chordata; Mammalia; Didelphimorphia; Didelphidae. Bases 103 to 1857 code for a protein of 584 amino acids.